UCACGGACCGCCAGACACCCCAGGCAGUCCUCACCGAGCCCGAGCGGCCAAGCAAACCUUGCGCUUCGUCCGACUCACUUGUUUCCUUGUUUACAUCGGAGGAAAGACACGACUGAAGCAAGAAAUAUUGUUUUUUCUGUAAUCAGUACCGAAAAGCGGAUGAGAUAGGUGCCUGCUACAGGAGGCAAGAUGCCGCAAGGUGGGGAAGAAGUGUUUUCAAAUCCCCUGGCACCCCCAGGGGAAACCUUAGUUGAAGAAAGGCCACAGCGUCUCACAAAUGCUGACUUCCGAAAGCUGCUGAUGACUCCCCGUGCUCCAGCGGGGAGUCAGAAAGAACCUGUGUCUUCAGUAGGUGCAAAGACCUCAAGUGCAGAACCACCAACACAGAGAAGAGAAAAUAAAGAUGAUGUACGUGCAGCAGAAAGAAAAAAGAAGAAAAGCUAUUAUGCUAAGAUCAAGAAGGAAGAAGAGGAGAAAAUGGCAGAGCUUGCUGAGAAAUAUCGUGACAGAGCAAAGGAAAGGAGAGAUGGAAAGAAUCCAGAUUACCAAGCAGAGGAUCCGUCUCAGGCUGGCAUGGGAGGUUACCGUGCUGUGGCCCCUGACCUCAAAUCUGGCCUGGAUGCAGCUGAACGAAGGAAACAGAUGAUUCAAGAGUCCAAGUUCUUGGGUGGUGAUAUGGAACAUACCCAUUUGGUGAAAGGCCUGGAUUAUGCUUUACUACAGAAGGUCCGCUCUGAGAUCCAGCUGAAGGAAUCGGAGGUGAUGGUUGAAGUAGAAAAGCCUGCUGAAGGGUCAAAGGAGAAGAAACCACCACCUGUUCAGCCUCCGAUGCCUCCACCUCAGGAAGAAGAUGAACUAACUUUCAAGACAAAUGUUGGCAGACGAAUCUUCAAUUCAGUCUUCAACUCUAAGCAGUCCGAUUUUGUAGAUUUAUUUCUGCCAGGUCGCAUGGCUUAUGCUAUUGACCUUGAUGAUGAAGUUGCAGAAAGUGAUAUUCCAACAACCAUUAUUCGCUCAAAGGCAGAUCUUCAGGGUAUUGAGAACAUGCAAGCAACGUUUACAACUAACGACAUUGUGAUUCAAAAGCUGACACAGAUUCUGUCAUAUCUCCGUACUGGAAGAGCAAAUAAGAAGCAAAAGAAAAAGGAUAAAGGCAAAAAUGAGGCUGCUGGAAGACCUGGUGCAGAUGACAGUAUUUAUGGUGACAUUGGAGAUUAUGUCCCCUCUGUUGGGCACGAUCGUGAUCGAGAUCAUGAGAGGGACCACAAGCCUCGUUCAUACUUCAGUCGGUCUGCACAUGAAGAAGUAAAGAAUGAGAUGCGAGCAGCAGAGGAAAGGUUGCAGGGUCAGUGGCCUACUUCAGCUGAUGCGAAGAAUGAAAAGAUACCAUCUCAGGCCCCACAGGGAGCACCACAACAGCAAAGUUCCCAACAAGUACCAGCACAUCCAAUGCUUCCACAGCAACAACAGCCUCCACAGUCGAAGGUGAGCAGCUUGCUUCAGAGUGACGACUACUACACAGAAUGUUAUCCAGGCAUGGCAGAGAUGCAGGAUGCCAUUGAUGAUUCUGAUGAUGAGGCUGACUACACAAAGAUGGAUAUGGGUAACAAGAAAGGUCCUGUUGGGCGUUGGGAUUUCGACACACAAGAGGAGUACAGUGACUACAUGAACCAGCGAGAAGCCAUGCCUAAAGCUGCCUUCCAGUACGGAGUGAAGAUGGCCGACGGACGGAAGACAAGACGCAUAGGAGGAAACAAAGAGAAGGAUCGGAAUGCUGAGCUGAACAGGGAGUGGCAGCAGAUUCAGCAGAUUCUCAAGAGACGCAAAGACACUGAUGCCAGUGGUGGCGGCCCGGAGAAGGCCCCUAGGUAUGACUACUGAAAAUCAACCAGCCCUGUAUAUUUUCAUGAAGAUAGCUAUAUAUCUUUAUAAAAAAAAAACAAUUGUUACAAGAAAGGUUUUAAGUAGUGCUUAGCAUUGCACUUUUGAAUUUGCAUACAUGAAUACAGUGUAAUACUGACUUAAAUUUUCACUUAUUAUCUUGGGUUAUGUGGUGGUUACCAGGAGGGAGAAUUUUAAGGGCCUACAGAUUGGAUAUAUGAGUAAUUAAACUAUUAAGAUGAUAGAAAGUACUAUUUUAAAACAAGAAAUUUAAAUGCUUAAGGAAGUACAAAUACAAAAGUAGAUUUUCCCAUUGAAUGAUACUGUAUAGAUUGCAUCUUCCUAAUUUAUUAUUAUUAUAGAAAAUCACUAUAUUUACUGUUAUAAAAAUAGACAUGAUUAUAGUAUGCAUAUAUGUGAAUGCUAAAUUACUUUUCUGAAAUUAGCUUGAAUAGUAAUUUCAGGCAUUUGCUAUUCAUUAGGUUUCUAAUAAUCUGCAUCUUGAAGUGGUCAGUAAAAAUAUUGUGUUGCUGCACUGAUUUUUCUUCAUUGUGUUAAUAAAGUUCAGUCAUCUUGA
Molecule: messenger RNA, 2458 nt
Organism: Penaeus monodon (black tiger shrimp)
Lineage: Eukaryota; Metazoa; Arthropoda; Malacostraca; Decapoda; Penaeidae
Gene: beag
Product: protein Red-like
Biological process (GO): mRNA splicing, via spliceosome
Cellular component (GO): nucleus
Source: RefSeq, a predicted model, not a curated record